GAUACGGGUGGUGGAUCAGAGAAGGAUAGUCACAGCCCAAGUCUCUCAACAGCUAACCUUGUAAGCAUCAGUGAUGGUGCCCCUAAUCACUCAUCUUCAAGUGGGAAAAAUGAGUUUUGGCUUGUCAGAAUGGAGAAACCCGGAGUUGAAGUCGUGACAAAGGCACAAAUGGUGGACCACUAUACCCAAAUCCUAAUGAAAGUGUUGGGGAAUGAAAAGGAUGCCCAAGUUAGCAUAUAUCACAUUUCAUGGGAGAGGGAUUAUGGUUUCUGCUGUCAUAUUGAUGAAGAGUGCGCAAAGGAGUUAGCUGAUGUUCCUGUUCGACCAGAUACUAAUUUUGGAUCGGACAACAAAGAUUACAAAGGUGAUGAUAGCUUGAAAUCGUCAGAAGGGACUCGCGUAGGUGAUGUCAAAACUAAAAGGCUCUUUGUUACAGGGCUUUCGUUUUACACAUCUGAGAAAACCUUACGGGCAGCCUUUGAGCCUCUCGGUGAGCUGGUUGAAGUAAAAAUAAUAAUGGAUAAGAUAUCAAAAAGAUCGAAAGGGUAUGCCUUCAUAGAAUACACUACCGAGGAAGCUGGAGCUGCUGCUCUAAAAGCAAUGAAUGGACAGAUAAUAAACGGCUGGAUGAUAGUUGUUGAUGUUGCUAAAACCAGACCGAAAGACCGUCAAUUUAGUCGACCUAAUCAAACAUUGCAACCACCCUAUCAUACGAGAUGACUGUUUAAUGUACAGAACAUCACAACUGUAGAGUAGAGAUAAGGGGCCACUAGUUCGGGCAUGUCGAGCUGCCUGGUCCGAUU
This is a messenger RNA of Phragmites australis (common reed), 803 nucleotides long. Its product is annotated as organelle RRM domain-containing protein 1, chloroplastic-like. Gene Ontology annotation, cellular component: mitochondrion. The transcript has 7 exons. Gene Ontology annotation, molecular function: RNA binding. The record is from RefSeq and is a predicted model, not a curated record. The annotation marks the transcript as partial. Gene Ontology annotation, biological process: cytidine to uridine editing; mitochondrial mRNA modification. NCBI's taxonomy places the organism in Eukaryota, Viridiplantae, Streptophyta, Magnoliopsida, Poales, Poaceae.